This is a messenger RNA of Pocillopora verrucosa, 2159 nucleotides long. The record is from RefSeq and is a predicted model, not a curated record. Lineage: Eukaryota; Metazoa; Cnidaria; Anthozoa; Scleractinia; Pocilloporidae.
UUACGUAUCUGGGGGUGGAUUUCCUCAGCUGAUAAGGGACAGGUCGCACUACUGUCUAAGCCACAAAUACCUUAAAAUCAACACAGUUGAUCAGAUUUCAUUUCUGGCGCGUAUUGUGCGGUAAUAAACAUGAACCCAAAACAGGCAUUUUGCUUUGCUUUUGCCAUUCUACUUCUACAAAUUAUCGACAUGCAACAGCAGCAAAUGUUUGCCUUUUCAUCCAGUACCAGAGAUGGGUAAAUGAAUAUAUGUAAAUCCUGAAUGUCGCUUUUCUAAGAAGACGGCGGCAUUUAUGUAGAAUUCGUGUUGCGCCUUACACGUGGACCGUUCCUCGCCCAGCCGAAUCAUGGUUUAAUAUUCAUUACUUGAGCCCUUUGCUCAUCUUGCGGCCAUUUGUCGUAUUUUUUUUCUUUUUCUACCAAACCUUCAGCUGGCCUGAAGCUGGUCGAGCUAUCGCUCUCACUUACCACACUUGCUGAACUAUCGGACCGCUUAAGAAAAAUUCCGCUGGGGCUCGCUUGAUCAAAGAUCGGUCCAGCCAAUGUAGGAUCAAAAUGACUAAAAUUUUGGCUUAGGAAUGAUCCCGGCGCAUAAUAAAAAGGAAAACGUCCAUUCAUGGAGAAGUUGGCGGGUGAAUAUUAAAAUUCCAGCCGAUUGAUUAGUUUAACUGCAGGUCAUAUCCGGGUCAAAUGACUAGCGUCUAUAACGAUGUCUUUUAUUUAUUUCGAUAUUUCGAAAUCUGCCUUCCCACCCACACACUUUGGUGUCUUUAAAGUUUCUGCGGACUUUCCGAAAUUUUUAGAAAUUUGUGAAACACCAGAACACUGAAGUGAAGACAAUCGUGUUAAGUCAUGCCGAAUCAUUUCAACCUGGAGGAGUGUGAACGAUUCCUCCACGACGAAAACCAGUUUAGUCCAGGAGCGUCGAAACGCAUCGAAAAAUACCUUCAAAUUUCUCAAGAAGGCCUAGACGAGUUUUUGAUUCGAUUCCCAGAGAUGAUUCGAAAUGAAGAUCAAUUGUUUUAUAUCGUGCGAUUUAUGAGGGCGCAUCACAAGUUCGACACGCAAGAUCACGAAAGAAUUUUCAACAGUAACCUGUUUACAACUAUGGAGAGAAAAGUGACGGAGCUACUCGCUGUUGUGGAGCAAAAAGACCCUCACACGUAUUGGUAUUUGAUACAUGCCCUGCAGUCAAAACAUUCCCCUUUGUAUGAGCAUCUCCACGGAUCUAUAAAAUGUUGUGUGUGUAAAGAUAUAAAACAUAGAGAGAAAGAGGAGGAGUUACAUUUUUCAGAUUUGGAAAACGAAGGGAAAGUAGUAGUCCCCUUACUUAAAGCUUUGUGUGAAGCAAUUGAGGACAAAGUCUCCACUGGAAGAUCGUUCAUCGAAAGGAUGAGAACUGCGAGGCAAAACUUUCCUCCACAGCACUCUCACAUCGUCGAGUCUGGUGAACCCAAGAAACUCGAAAAAGUUAAAGAUAUCUUGAAUCCUACAAAAGACUGGACACCAGAGUUGGCAGAAGAGAUGCUCCGCACUUGUACCAGGAGGAAGCGAGCCUACAAAGCUGCUUUCAUCGGCUUGUCAGCGAUCACCCUCUUCAUUUUCCAUUCACUUCCGGCAUUUGAUUUUUUGUUCCUGUUUAUUUACUGUAACUUUUUGAUCAUGGUUAUAACCCUCUGACCUAAGCAAAACUCUACUGUUUUCAAAAACUGCCAUGAAACUAAUGAAAAUGUCUUAUAUAACCAAAAGUUUAAGAACCUGGAAAAGACAUUUGAAUUUCAAGGUAGGCGCCCCUAUGGAUCGUAUGUAUAUACUAUAUGACGUAGCACGAUGGCUACUCAAACAAUUGCUCUGAUGUUCACAGGAGUCCAAAUAGGAUCUUGAAGAUGAUACGUAGUAGCAACCUGUAAGUGUCAAAACAGUGGUCAGACGUCUGCGCAUGUGUAAAAGUUUGAUAAAGUUCAAAACAGAAUGGUAGAAGGUAAACUUAAUGUAAAUAUUCAGUAGCAUGACUUAAGCGUAAUCACCUGCCGAAGGCCUGCAGUAGAAAAAUACAAGAAAAAACUGUAAGUGUUCAUUAAGGGUUGACUGAAGUUUCGCCAGAAUUACUGCAUCAUGACCAAGAGAUUAUAGUCUCUUGAUCAAGAUUUAGUGGCUAAG